CGUGAGGAACACUUUUCUUCUGGUCUGGCCUAAAUUGUCUCCUUCUCCUAUUCUGUAACAACAACCAAGUCGCGAGUUGCUUUCCUCGAGCAAUUCGCUUUCCUUUACUUAAUUCUUUUUCUCUUUACCGAUUUUCCGACCAUUCCCUUGAUAAUUGUUUCGAUUCCUUGUCGGAAUAGGGGAUGACACGCUACCUCUAAUUACUUUCGCCUUGUCCUAGUUUGUCAUUGCGAAGCUUCCUAAUUACUACCCCUUUCUGGUCUUGACGACUGAGUCUCCCAUCUAAUUCGAGCCUCCGCCAUGUUGAGAAAUUCUUUCUGCCGCGCCGGCUCGCAGCUGCUGCGUGGCGCCCAGUCCCAGCUGUCUGCCUCUGCUUCUGUCGCUUCGCGAUCAUCGAGAAAUGUCGCAUCCGCCCGCCGUUCGCUGGCUCUCCUCCGAUCCUAUGCCACCGAUGCUACCCACUCUGCCCCCGACUCGAGCGAUAACUUCUUGACCGGCAGCGGUGCCAACUACAUUGAUGAGAUGUACAUGCAGUGGAAGCAGGACCCCAAGAGCGUCCAUGUUUCGUGGCAGGUCUACUUCAAGAACAUGGAGAGCGGUGAUAUGCCCAUCUCCCAGGCCUUCCAGCCUCCCCCCAACCUGGUCCCCAACAUGACAGGUGGUGUCCCCCGUCUUGGCGGCGGUGCCAUGGAGAGCGGCUCUGACAUCAGCAACCACUUGAAGGUCCAGCUGCUCGUCCGCGCCUACCAGGCCCGUGGUCACCACAAGGCCAACAUCGAUCCUCUUGGUAUCAGGAACACUGCCGAAGGUUUUGGUAACAUCAAGCCUAAGGAGUUGAACCUUGAACACUACGGCUUCACCGAGAAGGACUUGGACACUGAGUACUCUCUCGGCCCUGGUAUCCUGCCCCGUUUCCAGCGUGACGGUCGCGACAAGAUGACCCUUCGUGAGAUUGUCGCUGCUUGCGAGAAGAUCUACUGUGGAUCCUUUGCCGUCGAAUUCAUUCACAUUCCCGACCGUGAGAAGUGCGAUUGGCUCCGCGAGCGCCUGGAGGUCCCCCAGCCCUUCAAGUACUCCAUUGAUGAGAAGCGCCGCAUUUUGGACAGACUUAUCUGGAGUUCCAGCUUCGAGUCCUUCUUGGCCACCAAGUACCCCAACGACAAGCGUUUCGGUCUCGAGGGUUGUGAGACCCUCGUUCCCGGUAUGAAGGCUCUCAUUGACCGCAGCGUCGACUACGGUGUCAAGGAUAUCGUCAUUGGUAUGCCUCACCGUGGUAGACUCAACGUCCUCUCCAACGUCGUCCGCAAGCCCAACGAGUCUAUCUUCAGCGAGUUCGCCGGUGGCGGUGGUGGUGAAGAGGGCUCUGGUGAUGUGAAGUACCACUUGGGUAUGAAUUUUGAGCGUCCUACCCCCUCUGGCAAGCGUGUUCAGCUUUCUCUUGUUGCCAACCCCUCUCACUUGGAGGCUGAGGACCCCGUCGUCCUUGGCAAGACUCGUGCUAUUCAGCACUACAACAAUGAUGAGAAGGACCACCGAACUGCCAUGAGCGUGCUGCUUCACGGCGAUGCCGCUUUCGCUGCUCAGGGUGUUGUCUACGAGUGCCUUGGCUUCCACUCUCUGCCUGCCUUCUCUACUGGCGGUACCAUCCACCUGGUUGUUAACAACCAGAUUGGUUUCACCACUGAUCCUCGUUUUGCUCGCUCUACUGCCUACUGUACCGACAUUGCUAAGGCCAUUGAUGCUCCUGUCUUCCACGUCAAUGCCGACGAUGUCGAGGCCGUUAACUUCGUCUGCCAGCUUGCCUCCGACUGGCGCGCUGAGUUCCAGCACGACGUUGUCAUUGACUUGGUCUGCUACCGCAAGCACGGUCACAAUGAGACUGACCAGCCUUCGUUCACCCAACCUCUCAUGUACAAGCAGAUCCAGUCUCAGACUCCCCAGAUUGACGUCUACGUCAACAAGCUUCUUCAGGAAGGCAGCUUCACGAAGGAGGAUAUUGAAGAACACAAGCAAUGGGUUUGGGGUAUGUUGGAAGAGAGCUUCUCCAAGUCGAAAGAUUACCAGUCCACUUCCAAGGAAUGGACCACCUCUGCCUGGAACGGCUUCAAGUCUCCCAAGGAGCUUGCCACUGAGAUCCUUCCCCACAAUGACACUGCCGUCGACCAGAAGACCCUUGACCACAUUGGUGAGGUUAUUGGCAGCUCCCCCGAAGGCUUCAACAUCCACAAGAACUUGAAGCGUAUUCUCGCCAACCGUACCAAGUCUGUCACUGAGGGCAAGAACAUUGACUUCCCUACCGCCGAGGCUCUUGCUUUCGGUUCCCUGGUUACCGAGGGUCAUCACGUUCGCGUUUCUGGCCAGGAUGUUGAGCGUGGUACCUUUUCCCAGCGCCACGCUGUCUUCCACGACCAGGAGAACGAGAAGACCUACACCCCUCUCCAGCACAUCAGCAAGGACCAGGGCAAGUUUGUCAUCUCCAACUCCUCCCUGAGUGAGUUCGGUGCUCUCGGCUUCGAGUACGGUUACUCUCUGUCCUCCCCCAACGCUCUUGUUAUGUGGGAGGCCCAGUUUGGUGACUUUGCCAACAACGCCCAGUGCAUCAUUGACCAGUUCAUCGCCUCCGGUGAAGUCAAGUGGAUGCAGCGUACCGGCCUUGUUAUGUCUCUGCCCCACGGUUACGACGGUCAGGGUCCUGAGCAUUCUUCUGGACGUAUUGAGCGUUACCUCCAGCUCUCCAACGAGGACCCCCGUGUCUUCCCCAGCGAGGAGAAACUUGCUCGCCAGCACCAGGACUGCAACAUGCAGAUUGCCUACAUGACUACCCCUGCCAACUUGUUCCACGUGCUACGCCGCCAGAUGCACCGUCAGUUCCGCAAGCCCCUUGUCAUCUUCUUCUCGAAGUCCCUGCUCCGUCACCCUCUUGCCCGCUCCAACAUUGAGGAGUUCAACGGCCCCAACGCUGGCUUCCAGUGGAUUAUCCCUGACCCUGAGCACCAGACUGGUACCAUCAAGGCUCCUGAGGAGAUUGAGCGUGUCAUUCUCUGCACUGGUCAGGUCUGGGCUUCGCUGCACAAGUACCGUGCUGACAACAAGAUUGACAACGUUGCUUUCACCCGUAUUGAGCAGCUGAACCCCUUCCCCUGGCAACAGCUUAAGGAGAACCUCGACAUGUACCCCAACGCCAAGACUAUUGUCUGGUGCCAGGAGGAGCCUCUCAACGCUGGUGCCUGGAGCUUCACUCAGCCUCGCAUUGAGACUCUGCUCAACGAGACUAAGCACCACGACCGUAAGCACGUCAUGUACGCCGGCCGCAACCCUAGCGCCUCCGUCGCCACUGGUAUGAAGAAGGUUCACACCAAGGAAGAGCAAGACUUCCUUGAGAUGGCCUUCAGCGUCACCCAGGACAAGCUCAAGGGCGAGUAAGAAAAUGAAUGAGAAACUUGCGUCGGCUUUUGACGUAGAGUUUUGGGGGAAUGGCUAUAAAAGAGCAAAGCAUGUGUGGUUUGUCGCAUUUCCUUUGUUUUUUCGAAGCUAAAUGCAUUUCCAAAAUGCUUUCCCGUUUUGGCUACUUAUUCUAGAUGUCACGAUUAUCCUUUGUGUAAUACAUUUGUACCAUAAUAUCUCCUAAAAGGGAUCCGUCCCCGUGAGUGCCUGGCACGCGCGCAUUUCACGCCACAGAUGGCGACUGCAGGAGAUUUACUGCCGUAUUUCGUUUUGUUAAUGGCAAAUUAGUUUCAUC
Molecule: messenger RNA, 3739 nt
Organism: [Torrubiella] hemipterigena
Lineage: Eukaryota; Fungi; Ascomycota; Sordariomycetes; Hypocreales; Clavicipitaceae
Source: the annotation of a GenBank genome assembly